Peronospora matthiolae is the source of this 834-nucleotide messenger RNA. The record is from the annotation of a GenBank genome assembly. NCBI's taxonomy places the organism in Eukaryota, Oomycota, Peronosporomycetes, Peronosporales, Peronosporaceae.
AUGCUGUUGUGUGACAUUCGUCAACUUGCCGUCUUUGGCUCAAGUAUGCGCCACUUGGGCGUCCUACUGCUGUAUGAACUCGCAGUGCUUGUCGCUAUGUUGACACGAGCUGACGUUGUCACGAAAACCUCCGAAAAGACGAUAGGCGACACUGCAUCGUCGGCUGCGACCCAUUCCGACGUUGCUAUCGGGAGGUUCCGACGACUGGAUGAGACGGAAGAAAGAGCUCUUUCCAUUCCUUCCAGUUUAUUGCCGCAAUCCAUCCCGCCAACCGGCAUGGAGCUGAUCGGAUCCUGGUUCAAGUCGUUGAGGCCGAUGAUUAAGAGCAACUAUGCUUCUUUUGCCGACUACAAGCGUGGAACGUCGAGUGUCGGGCACUACCUCAGGGCGUUGUGGCCGCAAAUCUUGGAUAGCGUUCGGACUCGAUAUUGGCUUUACCGACGUAAAACCAUAGAAGACGUUUUCACGCUGCUGAAGCUCGAUGCUGGACUGGACAAAGUUGCGUACAGUCGGGAGUUUUACACUUGGGUUGCGUUCGGCGAUCUCUUACGCACGCACCAUCUGGCCGAUAAGUGGUCAAUUGCUCGGGUGCUAUCGAAGACGUACACGGAUUUGGAAUUGGUGAGGGUAGUGGACGCGGCCAAAACUAAUAAGGACCGUGGAAUGGCGUCAAGAAUAGAGCGGAUGCUGAUUCAUUAUUGGCAUCGUGAGAAAAAACGGACUGACGACGACAUUUUCACAUCGCUUAGGCUUCACAUCAAGAAAGAAAUGGAAGUCCUAGAGACAUUUUCAACCUCCCCGAGCUGUACACAUGGUACAGGUACGUCGUUGUGA